Messenger RNA from Vicia villosa (hairy vetch), 426 nucleotides. RefSeq lists its product as uncharacterized. The coding region runs from base 1 to 426 and encodes 141 amino acids. NCBI's taxonomy places the organism in Eukaryota, Viridiplantae, Streptophyta, Magnoliopsida, Fabales, Fabaceae. The transcript has a single exon. The record is from RefSeq and is a predicted model, not a curated record.
AUGACAUGGUACAAGAGUCUUCCCAACGAAUCCAUCACGUCGUGGAAAGGGCUCGGAAAGCUUUUCUCCAGACACUUCACGGCCUCCCGCAGGCAUCCGAAAUCGGAAGCUUCCAUGGAAGCCAUCAUCCAGGGGAAAGACGAAUCGCUCCGAGCCUACAUAGAGAGGUUCAACAAAGAGGUCUUGCAGGUGUCCACAACAGCCCACAUGAAAAAGUUCUUACUCGAACGAGGCCUCCGGCCACGUUCAGAUUUCUCCAAAGCCGUGGGGAUCGAGAUGCCGGCCACUUUGGACGAAUUUUUCCUCAAGGCACAGGCGUAUAUACAGUAUGAGGAAAAAGAAGCCGCUCACGCAGUCCGCAACUCUAGACAGGAAGAAAACACCAAAGGCACCUGUCAAGACGAUUCCCCGUCGGGGAUCCGAUAA